CCAGAAAUCCGACUUCGUUCCCAUUCCACUCUCUCCGGUGGUUCUGUUUCCUCCUUCGAUGAUCCAGCCAUAGCUGAUCUCCUCUCCUCGAAUUCCCCCAACUCCUCUGUAUUUUCUCGUGUUCGACGUCGUCGUGGUCAACGUCUUGUUCUACACUCACCCGAAACAGUCACCAAUUCCAUAAACGCAGACAAUGGCCAACUGAGUAGACGCGGUCGUUUAAAUCGUCUCUAUAGCAACGCUGUGCGAUGUGAGGUCGCUGAAGUGAGUAAAGAUAGUAUCUCCAACAAUGUCAAUGGUGCCGCUGAUGUUCGACUCACUGGUUAUCGACGUAUUGUGGAUGAUGUUUUUGAGUCUGAAGAGAUGGAAGAAAUGAAGACAAAUUUGUCGUCGGUGGAGCGCUCUAUGGAAAGGAAUGGUGGUGGGGAAAAACCUUUGAAUGGUCGGAAACAACAAGAAGAGGAGCAUGAAGAUGAGAGCCAAUCAGCGAGUUUUAAGAAUUCAACGAGGAAAUCUGCUUCCAUGACGUCCCUCCCCAAUUCAGACAGUUCCAAACUCGCACGUCGAAUUCGUUCCUACAACCAAAACUUCCCCCGCUCAUCACAAAAUUCUACCUCCUCUUCUCAUCGAAUUGAGCACUCCAUAUCAACACCGAAUCUUGUUCUCACAGCUCUAAGCUCUAGUCUUGCAGCUGCUGCUUCAGCUGACAAUCUGACAGUCGAAAAGUGUUCACGUUGUGGUCUCCCAGAUCUUUCCACGGUUACUGCAACUACGAUGUUAGUUGGAUCACGACGGGUGAACGGGACCACGUCUUCAAUGGUAUCGUCAUUAUCUCUACCCUCUUUGUCGUCACUAGAUCCGAAUUCUAUUGCCUCAGCUAUGGCAACUUCUUCUUUGUCUGAUUCUUCCGGACUUCAAGGUGGAAGACCGACUAUGAGAAGACUGAAACAGCAACGGCGUCGUAAGGCGAUCUUUGCGAAGAAAUCUAGCCCAAGCCUUGUGAAUUUCGGUUCUCUCUCUGAUCUCCUCACACGUUCCUGCCAGUGUGACAAAUCCACAGAAUCCUUCCCGAUUUCUCGAAAUCGUCAAACCACCCCCAGUGCCUCUAUGGAUUUCUCAGCUCUCUAUCACAGCACUCCCUCAACUCCCGUCACCGAUUUAGGCCGCACUCGUCGUGAACUCUCAGUUGCCUUAAACCCCUCCAUCCUCCCAUCCCUUUCUGAAGACUUCCGAGAUCCAGAUUUGGCCACAAGUAGCAAAAAACGCCUGCAUCCACGGCUAAAGGACUCGCGUGAACACAUCCACAGAUCAGGAGGGAAAAUUUCUCGUGAAACGAUGGGGGAGUUCCUGGUUGCUAUGGAAAACGAAGAAGAAGGGGAUGAAGUUGGUGCAGUGUUAGAUACUACUGAUGGGCAAUCUAGAAAUAUGAGCAAUUGGGUGAUUAGGAAUCCGGAGAAGGGUGUGGCACUUGUGCAGAAUCAAAUCACGCAACAAGGCAUCAUUGAUUGGAUCCUUUUGCAUCCUGAAGAUGGAGUUGAGUUAAUUCGUUUGUCAAAAGAAGCUCAUGAUUACCCUGAAACAGACCACGUUCAUGGAAUUCGGCUUCGAAAUUAUGAUGGUAGACCACGACGACUCUGGUCGUUUAGCCGUUCGUCUAAUGAUCAAACUGGCGUCUCGCCUACAGAGCGCCGUUCCUUAUCCCAAACCUUCAUUGCCAGUAACGCGGAAAGUGAAAAUUCCCUGUCCAAGUGGUCAGCCAGCUCUUCAGAGCGCUUGUCCAAAGUUCCUUCUACUAACACAAUGUCCACCUGCAACAAUAAUGCAGGAAGUGAUCGUCUUGUGAAUGCUUUUGCUCCUGGAACCAUGACUUUUGUGAUGCUUAAGGAGCAUCUUAAGCAGAAUGUUCUCCAGAAACCCACAUUCAAGGGACAUAUCUACUCUGAUUUCUCUCAACUACCUGUCCCAUUCCCUUACUUCUCUAAUCCCAAAGUGAAAUCGUCGGCUGUUCAUUUAGUCAUCUGUGUUCACGGACUUGAAGGGAAUUGUUUGGACUUGCGAUUAUUGACAAUGUACCUUCAAUUGGCCCUACCUGAUCACCCACUCGAGUUUCUGAUGUCAGAUAGUAACCACGAGGAUACUUUCAACUCUCUGGAACAGUUGCGCGAUAACUUGGUAAAAGAGAUUCUGCAGCACAUUCACUCCAUGGAGGAGAAACCUACUCACAUCAGGUCGAUGCUUCCCAUGAUGAAUCCUAGUUACAAUUCGUACUUUUCCCCCGCUCAGUGGGUAGUAGAGCAUUCAAUUUUCAUCCAGGAUGUGUAUUUGCAUAUCCCCGUGGUUAUUAAAUCCGAAUGGAUUGUAUUACUUCCUCUUGCCACCACCGUCACAUACUUCCUUUUUUUCAGUUUUAUCGGUCACAGUCUCGGCUGCGUUCUAAUCCGGGCCGCCUUGUCAAGUCCUCAAUUAUCCCACCUCUAUCCCCUUCUCCACACCUUUCUCUCCUUUUGUGGACCCCACUUAGGAACUCUCUAUAGCACCUCAGGUCUCGUAUCGGCUGGGAUGUGGGCCUUGCAGAAGUUGAAGAAAUCUCGCUCCCUUCUCCAAUUGCGCUUGCGGGAUCAUCCUGAUCUGCGGGAGACCUUCAUGUACACCCUAAGUUCUGCUGAGGGGUUGGAGUAUUUCCGGCAUGUCCUUCUGGUUAGCAGCCCACAAGAUCAUUAUGUACCGCAUCACUCGGGUAGAAUCGAACUCUGUAAAGCUGCUAUUCAAGAUCCCUCUGAAUUGGGAACCGUAUACAUGGAGAUGGUGGCUAACCUCCUACAACGUCUGAUCAAGAGUCCUCGAAUUCGAUCGGUUGUCCGCUACGACGUUCACUACGAACCUCAGGCGUCUGCUAACCACUUCAUUGGUCGCGCUGCCCAUAUCGCCGUUCUAGACUCUGACGUCUUUAUGGAGAAAUUCUUCUGCGUGUCCGCAGCCAAGUUCUUUCGAGUUGACGGGGAUGGUAAUAGCAAUUGCAAUGGGUACAACGGUGGUAGGGACCAAGUUUCAACCGAUAGCAGCAGCGUUAAAGUUGUCAACGAAGAGCGUUCUACCUCCACACCCUCUUCCAUCGUUUCGGACUUAUCUCUUCUAGCUAAUGGAAGUAAGUGGUCUUGUUCCAAUUGUUUCCAUUGA
Rodentolepis nana is the source of this 3177-nucleotide messenger RNA. The record is from the annotation of a GenBank genome assembly. NCBI's taxonomy places the organism in Eukaryota, Metazoa, Platyhelminthes, Cestoda, Cyclophyllidea, Hymenolepididae.